Molecule: messenger RNA, 1215 nt
Organism: Apis florea (little honeybee)
Lineage: Eukaryota; Metazoa; Arthropoda; Insecta; Hymenoptera; Apidae
Product: protein spaetzle
Biological process (GO): innate immune response; central nervous system formation
Cellular component (GO): extracellular region
Molecular function (GO): growth factor activity; Toll binding
Source: RefSeq, a predicted model, not a curated record
AGCUACGAUUACAAGCCGUUAGAGUGAUGAGAACUCCACCUGGUAUAUACAAAGUUCCCUGAUGGAACAACGGAACAAGUCAAUCGCGUGCGGUCAGUUGAACGCGUAGGAUCAUUGAGUGAUUCGAGGGUUCGAAGAGAAUUUGUUUCCUUUAGAACUUAAUCAACUAAAAAAAAAAAAUAUAUAAUAAUUUAAUUUAAACGAGUGAUAAUUGCCUAUAUUUUUUUUAAAUUUUUAAUUAAAAACAGUGAAUUUCGCGAAUUUUUGUAUAUUAAAAAUAACAAGAUGAUUUUUAAAUACAAAAAUAUUGAACAAAGAUGCAGUGGUCUGAUUUUUGUGCUCAUUGAACUUUGUUUUUUGAUAGAACUGAUGAGCAAAAAUAUUUACGCAUAUCCCCAUCAAAAUUAUCAAAAUGGUACACAAAUUGAUUUUGAAAGUAAAAAAGGAAGAAGAAUAGAAAGAUACGCUUCAAAUUAUGAAGAUAGUAAUGCGUCAUUCAAAAUUUUGUCAAGAAUUCAAGAAAAAGAAGGCUUAUCACAAAGGGAAAGUAUGUUAUCAGAUGCUCAAAUUGUUUUUCCUGAUCAAAAAAAAGUACCUUCCUGUAGAGGAUCUACUUUUUGCGAAAAAGUAGAUUCUUAUCCUGAAGAUGUUGUAAAUACUGCGAUUCAAAAAAACGGUAUUAAAUACUUGGCUACAGUAGAUAUAUUGUCUGAUAUAUCAGAGAGAAUCGAUUUCAUGGACGACAGCCCUCUUUGUCAGUCUAAUGAGCGAGUUAUAUUUCCUAAAUCAGCACAAAAUAAAGAUAGUGAAUGGAAAUAUAUUGCGAACCAAGAAAAUUUUAAACAAGGUGUACGAGUUGAAAUAUGUCAAAAAAAAGACACAACAUGUAACGUGAUAGGAAAUCUUCCUUUAGGUUACAAAUCAAUUUGUAAACAAAAAUAUAUUCAAAGAGAACUUCUGUCUAUAUCGUCAAACGGUUCAAUGUCUCCAGAUACUUUCUUACUUCCAUCAAGUUGUUGUUGCUAUGUAACAUUUACUACAAAUACACGAAUGAGUUUUAAAAGCCAAAGUUAAUCGUUCGUGAAUCGUCACGUCAGAGACGCAAACGCGAUGAAAUAUCAACUUUUAAUGGAGCAAUUAAUGUAAAGUAAUAGAUACUUGACAGUCAUUUUUUAUGUAAUUGUUUCGCGAAUAAAAUCAAAUUUUAAUUUUUUA